This is a messenger RNA of Mercenaria mercenaria, 4298 nucleotides long. RefSeq names its product glutamic acid-rich protein-like. Bases 97 to 2796 code for a protein of 899 amino acids. Lineage: Eukaryota; Metazoa; Mollusca; Bivalvia; Venerida; Veneridae. Gene Ontology annotation, molecular function: serine-type endopeptidase inhibitor activity. The record is from RefSeq and is a predicted model, not a curated record. The transcript is spliced from 10 exons.
GAUCCUUCGUCCGUAUCGCCGUUGGAUCAGUGUGAGAAGAUAGUGUAAGUCACUACCAUUUGAUCAUGUGAUCUGUAUAUAGUCGGCUCGGACAAAAUGGCGAAAUACUUUGCGAUAACUGUGUGUUUAAUAUUUUUGGUAUUUUCUGUGAAUUCUGUUGUACAUGAAGAAAGAAAGGAAGACCCGAGCGAGGAAAUAAUUAAACACGAGGAUGCUGAGGAGGGAAUCAGUUUUCCUACAUUUAAAGAUCAUGCUGAAACAUCUGGACUCCGUCGUCGUUUCCUAGAAUCUCUUGUGUGCCCGAAGCCUGGAACAGACAACAAUAAGGUAACAAAAGUGUCUGGUGACCCGCCCCAUAUGUCAAGCAAGGUUCAGGUCACGUGUAAUGCCGGGAAACAUUUUACCGGAAGAGAAUCAAACAAAACAAUGGUAACAGUCCAAUGUCAACCACUUCCGCAUCCGUGUAUGUGCAUGGCAGCAUGGACGACCAUAGAUGAUUUUCAACUCAUGUACGAUUUCAACUGUACAUCAGAUAUAGAAGAUACCAAAGAUAACGAAAAGACGUCUAAACCUACACAAGAUGAUUUACCAAUUUAUCCUUCACAAGAUAGAAAUAAAGAUGAGUUACAGUGCCCAGAUCCUUCUCCAAUUAGAGGUACUGUUAAAGUAAUAUCCGGUAAACCAUUUACAGACGGCUGUAAAGUUUCAUUAAGAUGUGACCCGGGACUGGUUUUUAAUGACGGAAAGACGGUCUGGAAUUUAACUUGCGUCCCCGUGGCCCAUAUUCCACCAGCUUUGGUCUGGAUACCGCAAUAUAAUGGAACUCCUACAUGCAAAGAACCACAACUAACAGAGUUAGAAAAACAAGAAACAACACAAACAGAUAAAGCCGAUGUAGUACAAAUAUUAGAGAAUCAAGAAACGGAUGAAGAUAAGCAGACGAUCGUGUCUAGGGAUGUUAAUGAUGACCUACAAUGCCCCGACCCCACACCCAUUCGAGGGACAAUGAAGAUUUUACACGGCCAUCCAUACUCGUUCGGUUGUAAUGUUCUGUUGACCUGUGACCCUGGGCUCGUUUUUGCUGAUGGCAAAUCUGUCUGGAAUUUAACCUGUUUGGCCGUUCCGGUUACACCGCCUGAGCUUGUCUGGGUGCCGGUUAAUUUGGGAAAACCCAUUUGUAGAGAACCAACGGAAACGGACCCUCCACUCACAGAAGAAGAGAUUGAAGUACACGAAGAAGAAACAAAUAGUGAACCAAAACACAUAACCGACAAACUUAAAAAUGAAAUUGCUGAUGUUUAUGAAAAGAAAGAGAAUUUAGAUAAUUUGGAAAUCGAUACCUAUGGUCCAGAAGAAGAUUUGGAUGGUACAUUUCAUGAAAAUUACGUUGAAAACAAUAUAGAAGCCAACAUUGAUGAUAUGAGCAACAAAAAGAAUGAAAUAAUUGUACCAUCAAAAUGGGAAGAAAACGAAGAAUUUACAAAUAAAGUCAGUGGCUCUGAAGGAAAUCCCGAUUAUAUUGAGAUUUAUGACGACGUAAUAAACCAUUCUAACAAUGAACAAAUUGAGUAUGAAGACAAUUUUAAUGCUAAUAUGGAAAGUGAUAGUUUACAAGGAAACAAUGAGGAAGAAACUGUUUCUGAAAUUGAGGAAAUUACACCAUCAGAACAAACAGUCGAGUCAUCAGAGAUGGAUGGGAGUGAUCUUGAAAAUGAGACGGAAGAAGAUUUCAGUGAACCUGAAACAUCAGCCGAAGAGGAUACUUAUAAGAUUUUCCCAGAAAUAGAAGAAAACACAAUAGAAGUUAACUUUAAAAACUAUGAAGCUGGAGAAUCAUCUGAUGAGGAAACUGAAAUGUCAGAAAUGAACGAAGAAGUAGAUAUACUAGAGGACACUGAAGAAGAAAACAAAGAACAUGAUGAAGAGGAAAUUGAAGAGGAAUAUGAAAGUGAAAAUGAAGUAGAGCAGAUUAAAGAAGAAGUGGAAGAAGCAAACACAGAAGAUAUAGAAGCCGAAAUGGGCGAAGAAUAUACAACAGAAAAUGAAAUGGAAGAAAUGGGAGAAGAAGAAGAAACAGAAUAUAAAGAGGAGGAGAUACAAGACGGCGAAGAACAUGAAAACAAAGAAUUAGAAGAAACCGAAGAAGAAGAAGAAGAAGACACAGAAAAUAAAGAGGAGGAGAUACAAGACGGCGAAGAACAUGAAAACAAAGAAUUAGAAGAAACCGAAGAAGAUGAAUACAACAAAGAAAAUGAAACAGAAAACGAAGAUGAACAAGAAAACAACAAAGAGGAAAGCGACGAAGAUGAAACAGAGGAAGAAAACAUAGAAUUGGAAAAUAAUGAAGAAAAUGAACAGGAUGCACCGAAUGAAGAAGAAAUGGAAUCAUUUGAUGAAGUACAUCCAUUGCAGCCCCCUUCAAUCAAAGAACCAAGUAUCAUCUAUGCCGCUAUUAAAGAAUCCUCUUUGUUUGACAAAGAAGAAAACGAAGAAGAAACAGAAAAUACCAAUAACGACAAUCUUAUAUAUGAGGAAGUAGAGCCGCCAGGAUCUCUAAUAGACAUUCAGUUGGGUCCUGUAGAAGCAUCAAAAGAACAGAUUCAGACGAACGAGAAUGAUUGUUCACUUCCGGCAGAAACAGGACCUUGUAGAGCUUACUUCCGGCGGUUCUUUUUUAACUCUGAAUCAGGAGAGUGCGAAGUAUUUGUAUAUGGUGGAUGUCAAGGAAAUGGAAAUAAUUUCAAAACAUUGAAUGACUGUGAAAAUACGUGUGUGAGAAAAACAGUGACUUUGUGAUAAACUGCUCGUAUUUUUUACCAGUUUUCUUAAAGAAUGAGAAAAAGAACUGUGAUAAAAUCUUCUUUUUUGCAUUGAAUGGUGCCAUACACGAAUACAGCACUUGUAUGUUGAUUGGACAAACACAGUGUAAUUUGAAUUAAGAUUGUUUUAGUGUGACAAAGUGUCUAAUUUAGAAGUUAUUUGUCUUCCUUAUACUGAGGACUGCAGUAUCAACGUUGGAUUGCAUGUUUUAGAAAUCAGUUUUGCUCAUUUUUUUGUUGGUAUUUGACAGAAUAUAUCGUCAGAUUAAAGGUUUUUAUUCGAUUUCAAUACUAUAUAUUUCGUAAUAGUUGAGCAAAACAGUUUUAGGACAUUUAAUCAUAUUCUGUCGGCAGAUGUGUUGCGGCAGCAUCUGAAAAGCUAAAAAUAGGACGAAAUCAUGGGUACAAAUACACAAUUACAUGUAUAUACAGUAGCGCUGGAAUGUAUAUGUUCAUGUCAGUGAAGUAAGGGUAAAAAUUCAAAACAGGGUGCAAUUUUAACAAUAUUUACUGUAUAAAAAUGUGUGUCCAUAGUUACCAUAUCACAGAGACAAUAUUUGUUUUAAGGCCAAGCGAAGUGCUUGCAGUUACGGUUUAAUGCUGGUGUAAUAUAAUUAUAAGACAUUUAAUGUAAAACAUUUUUGAGGGAAAUUUCCUUAACCGAACUUCCAUUAUGUUUCUUUCUUGUGUUUGUGUGAUAUCAGUAUUGGUUCGAGUGUAUGGCCAGUUUUUAAUGUCGUUUUUAUGACAGUGAUAGUUUUAAUUUGAAAUUACAACAGAAUCAUUUUUCUUUGUUUAACUUUUCAACAAACAAAAACAUAUUCAUUUUUCAUAUUUCAGCCGUCAGAUCAAACAAAUUAUAGUGAUUUAGCUAAUGUAUAUAUAUAUAUACAUGUUAUGAUAGAAUGAGUGCGCCUUAACAAGCUGGCAGUUUACGUAUACAUGUGAACAUAUGAUACGGCAUGUACAAACAGCAUUAUUUCUUAUGUACAUAUACAAUAAAUGCAAUGAAUGCAAGAGCUCUUCCGGGAUGUAAAACGUUCUACCCUAAAUUCCUUGAAAGUAUCAUUUUGCUACCUCAGUACCUAUUGAGAAUAAAAAUAAAAUCUGCACGAUUAAUGAUCCUAUGGAAGCAAAGAACGCAUGCAGGCAAAAUAAUAGCAGACUCCGUUUGAUGGAUUCUGAGAGCUGUGUGGAUUGUUGUUGAGGCGCCGUCUGAUGGUCAAACAGAGCGCCCUCUAGGUGACGUUUUAUUUUCUGGAAGAGUACUUAUCAUAUAAUUUUAUGGAUCAGAAAGUGGCAUGUAUGUGUUCCGCUUAAGAAUUAUUUAAUGUGAUUUACUAGUCAAAUUUAGAGAAUCAUAAUUCAGGAUUGUUUCCAGUGCGAUCCUGGUUAUAAGUACAAGUUUUAUACAACUGUGGUUUGAAUAUUGUAAAUAGACUUGUUAUAGAAAAUAUUGUUGAAUAAAUUUACUCUACA